CCAGCUGCCGGGGACCCUGCUGGCUUGCCCCAAGGUCCUCUCCGCAAGCUAGGCGAGGAACCGGCCACCCCACAGCAGGCGGGAGUGACGCGCCAGGCCCAUGCGGGGAGCGGCCGCCCCCUCAGCCUGGACGAGUAGGGCUAGUCCGCGGAGGGGGCGCUGGAUUCUCUGGAUCGCGGACAUUCCAGGGGAGAUAAGCGACGCAGGCGGGCAGGCGAAGCGGCCGCUUGUCCUGCGCCCUUGCCGGGAUCUCGCUUGUCGCGGGCUGGGGGAUUCCCGCUGGAGAGCGGACGCGCCAGCCCUAGGCCCGUUAUGGCGGCCGAGAAUCUCCUGAGCGGAGCAGCCCCCGUGGCCGCGGUGCUGCCAGCGGGCGGGAGCGGGGAGCGCCUGGGGAGCACCACCCCGAAGCAGUUUUGCGCCCUGCUGGGCAGGCCGCUCAUCAGCUACACGGUGCGGGCGCUGGAGAGAGUAAACUGGAUCUCAGAUAUUGUGGUGGUGGUGUCUCUAGAGAACAUUGAAACAAUGAAGUCUAUCAUUAAAAAAUAUGGCCACAAACGAAUUACGGUUGUAGAAGGUGGAAUGACUCGCCACCGAUCAAUUUUCAAUGGAUUGAAAAUCUUUCCAGAGAGCACGCUUUCCAGCUGUCCACUCCAGAAACCAGAAGUAGUGAUUAUCCAUGAUGCUGUGAGGCCGUUUGUCGAGGAAGAUAUUCUUCUUAAAGUGGUUUUGGCUGCUAAAGAACAUGGGGCAGCAGGAGCAAUCCGUCCUCUCGUCUCUACUGUUGUUGCUUCCUCUGCAGAUGGUUCCUUAGACCAUUCACUAGAACGUGUCAGGUACAGAGCAAGUGAAAUGCCUCAGGCUUUCCUAUUUGAUAUAAUCUAUCAAGCAUAUCAUCAGUGUAGUGAUUAUGACCUGGAUUAUGGGACAGAAUGUUUGCAGUUGGCUCUAAAAUACUCUAAAACAAAUGCCAAACUUAUUGAAGGAUCACCUGACCUCUGGAAGGUGACCUACAAGCGGGAUCUGUAUGCUGCUGAAUCAAUUAUUAAGGACAAUCUAUCACAACAAGUUUGUGUUACCACUGAUAUGAAAGAAGAUGCUGUGCAGUUCGGUUUUCUCCUUCAUAAAACUCUGAAAAGCGAAGUAAAACAGGUUAAAGACAUAUCAGUGUUUCUAUAUAAAAAUGAUAAUCAUCUACAGAACACCUUUUCAGGACAAUGCUACAAUUUUAUUUGCAUAAAUGCUGAAAAAUCUGACAUUAAAGAAACCCAGCAACUAAUUGAUAUACUUGAAAAUGCAAAAAUUUCUGUCUUGCAUCCAGUUGUUCUCAUUUCGGUCCAUUUGAAUGUUUCAGAAAAUAUGUCUUUCAGCAGUGGAAUGGAAGAACUGGCUGGGAUAAAGGAAUUUGCAAGGGAAGUGAAAAAGAAAAAUAUUUUGGUUUAUGGUCUUCUCAUCCAUUAUAAUAAGUUGCAGGGGGAGUUUAUGAUCAGCUUCAUGGUGAAGACUAAUGGUUGGUUAUGUUGAGAUAGUCAGACUCAGUGUACGUGAUAUCUCAUCUAAACAUCUUUUUGCUAAUAAACCCAUCAUUCUCUAAAAUCUGGGCAUAGCUAGGGAGAGAAUAUUAUAGAUGAUACCCUGUUUAAUCCGUAACUAGUAAAUUUUCACCACUGUAGUCAUUUUAAAAUUGAGUUUUCAUGUCUUAAUGUGAAUUUUUAGGGAAAUUUUCUGUUUCCUUCUGGAUGCAAUUCCAGUUGAAUUUCUGCACUGAUUUUACUGUAGCAUGCCUAUGCAAUCUUGAUUGGUUUCAAGCAGAAUUAAUAAUAAUUCUCCAUUGAUUUCAUUGUACCAAACACUUAAUGUAUUAAAUAUGUUUUUAAAGUUUAUACUGUGCCAUAUACCCCCCUUUUUAUACAUAUUUCUUAGCUUUUGUCAUGAGGGUUUUUGUUGUCGUAUUUCCUGUGUCUAACUGCAAAGCUUGUGAAAUGCUUCAACCAUUUAAAUGGAUAGAGACAAAUCCCCCACCAAACUAUGUGGUGGCAGUGUAGCAGUUACUGCAGCUGUAAGUCUAUGGUCACUCUUGAAACUGCUUCAUAGAGGACAGUGGUCAUCAGAUUUACACUGUAGCGGUUCCACCUGGCUUUUGCGAACUCCUCCCUUUGGAAACUGAGGAGGAGCAUCAGGUUGUCUUCAGGAGACUCCCUUGCAAGCUCUGGCAUCGAGGGCCCUCCUGUGGGGGCAGGAAGAAUGUGGUGGGAGCUGGGCUGCAGCUUGUAGCACUUCGGAGAUUCUGAGCAGUGCUGCUGUCCCUAAGCAGGGAGCAAUCUGCUGCUGUAAUUUAGACAGCCUUGCUAUAUUAUUAGGUAUGAAAUGUGUAUUGUUAUAUUUGUAGCACAGACAAUUUAAUUUAAUAUUACUUCAGUGUUCAGAAACUUCUGCAUAGUUUUUAUAGAAGAAAAGGAUAUUGAUUAGGACAUUUUCAGUUACAUUUCAAUAUGAACAAAUUUCUUUUAAGGUAUUUCCUACCAGAUGCUUGGAUUAAAAAAAAUGGAAAUACACCUGUACCCCGAUA
This is a messenger RNA of Gopherus evgoodei (Goodes thornscrub tortoise), 2566 nucleotides long. It is a transcript of the gene CRPPA, whose product is annotated as CDP-L-ribitol pyrophosphorylase A. Gene Ontology annotation, cellular component: cytosol. The record is from RefSeq and is a predicted model, not a curated record. NCBI's taxonomy places the organism in Eukaryota, Metazoa, Chordata, Testudines, Testudinidae. Gene Ontology annotation, biological process: isoprenoid biosynthetic process; protein O-linked glycosylation via mannose. Gene Ontology annotation, molecular function: D-ribitol-5-phosphate cytidylyltransferase activity. Bases 313 to 1521 code for a protein of 402 amino acids. The transcript is spliced from 10 exons.